Hibiscus syriacus is the source of this 1959-nucleotide messenger RNA. RefSeq names its product 2-hydroxyacyl-CoA lyase-like. Gene Ontology annotation, biological process: fatty acid alpha-oxidation. The record is from RefSeq and is a predicted model, not a curated record. The transcript has 2 exons. The coding region runs from base 51 to 1748 and encodes 565 amino acids. Gene Ontology annotation, molecular function: thiamine pyrophosphate binding; magnesium ion binding; catalytic activity. Lineage: Eukaryota; Viridiplantae; Streptophyta; Magnoliopsida; Malvales; Malvaceae. Gene Ontology annotation, cellular component: peroxisome.
GAAUUCUCACCACACAAACUUCCAUCCAAAAAAAAAAGUAGAGAGGAAAAAUGUCGGACUGCUUCGACGGCAAUGGUUUAGCAGCUAAAUCCUUUGCCCGUUUCGGCAUUACCCACAUGUUUGGCGUCGUGGGUAUACCUGUUACUUCUCUCGCCAACCGUGCCGUCCAAUUGGGUAUCCGUUUCAUCGCUUUUCACAACGAACAAUCCGCUGGUUACGCUGCUUCAGCUUACGGCUACCUCACGGGUCGACCCGGUCUUCUCUUGACCGUUUCCGGUCCUGGUUGUGUCCACGGUCUGGCCGGCUUGUCCAAUGCUAUGAUCAACACCUGGCCCAUGGUCAUGAUCUCCGGCUCCUCCGACCAGAAGGAUGCCGGCCUCGGAGAUUUCCAGGAGCUUGAUCAGAUCGAAGCUGUGAAACCCUUCUCGAAAUUCUCGGUUAAAGCCAAAGAUAUCAAGGAAAUUCCCAAUUGUGUUGCUAGGGUUUUGGAUCAUGCGGUUUCGGGUAGACCCGGUGGGUGUUAUUUGGAUAUACCAACCGAUGUACUGCAUCAAACGAUAACUGAAUCCGAAGCUGAGAAAUUGUUGACUGAAGUCGAGAAAGGACGGUCUUUUGAAGAACCUAAAGCUCCGCCGAAUUCUGAGAUCGAAAAGGCGGUUAGGUUGUUAAGGAAGGCGGAAAGGCCAUUGAUUGUGUUUGGCAAAGGGGCUGCUUAUGGCCGAGCUGAAGGGGAACUAAGGAAGUUUAUUGAAAGAACGGGAAUCCCCUUUUUGCCAACUCCAAUGGGUAAAGGACUGGUAAACGAUAACCAUGAGUUAGCCGCCAGUGCCGCGAGGUCACUCGCCAUCGGUAAAUGCGAUGUGGCGUUGGUGGUUGGAGCAAGGCUCAAUUGGUUAUUGCAUUUUGGGGAGAGUCCUAAAUGGGAUAAAGAUGUGAAGUUCAUUUUAGUGGAUGUCUGUGAGGAAGAGAUUAAGUUGAGAAACCCCCAUUUAGGUUUAGUUGGGGAUGCUAAGAAGGUUUUGGAGAUGAUUAAUAAGGAGAUUAAAGAUGACCCUUUUUGUUUAGGUAAGUCUCAUCCUUGGGUUGAGGCUAUUUCGAAGAAGGUGAAGGAUAAUGUGUCGAAAAUGGAAGCUCAGUUGGCAAAAGAUGUUGUGCCGUUUAAUUUUUUGACUCCUAUGAGAAUUAUAAGAGAUGCUAUUUUGGGGCUUGGGAGUCCGGCUCCGGUGGUGGUUUCGGAAGGGGCAAAUACUAUGGAUGUUGGUAGGUCCGUUUUGGUCCAGACAGAGCCUAGGACUAGGCUGGAUGCAGGAACUUGGGGGACAAUGGGAGUUGGUUUAGGUUAUUGCAUUGCAGCUGCUGCGUCUAAUCCCGAUCGGCUUGUGGUUGCGGUUGAAGGUGACUCGGGAUUUGGGUUCAGUGCAAUGGAGGUUGAGACAUUGGUUCGAUACAAGUUGCCAGUUGUAGUGAUAGUCUUUAACAAUGGCGGUGUCUACGGUGGUGACCGUAGGAGCCCUGAAGAAGUUACGGGCCCUUUCGAACACGAUCCUGCCCCCACUUCCUUUGUUCCGGGUGCCGCUUACCAUACUGUAAUGGAAGCAUUUGGGGGGAAGGGUUACCUUGUAGGGACACCUGAUGAAUUAAAAUCCACUCUUUCUGAAUCCUUCUCUGCAAGGAAGCCGGCUGUGAUAAAUGUGACGAUCGAUCCUUACGCCGGAUCAGAAAGUGGGAGAAUGCAGCACAAGAACUGAGUUGGUUUCUGUUGUCUCCUUUUUAACUUGAAGCCAGACGUGAUUUAUGUGAUAAUUGAUCCUUCCGAAGUGGGAGAAUGCAGGAGUAUCGGUUGUAUGAUUUUAAAUUUGUUUUUCCACCACUUACUGAACCCAAUGAAUAAUAUUGAAGUUUGAGUUUGAUUUGUGCUCACUUGUGAUAUAUAGAACAAAUACAGAUGAUGUCUUCUGC